AUGACUGUGAAGCUACCUGAUAGUCAACUAAAAAUGAGGUCGAUGAGAAUAAUAUUAAUCGAUACUAAUGAAAUCAUUACAAAAUUAUGGCAAACAUAUAUCCCGCAGGCUGUCCCUAGGGAUGACAAAUUAUUAUGCAUACACACUGGCCAUCUUGAGAGUCUAAUGACUAACAUACGAAAAGGAACCGAUAAGCAUUCAGGGAGAACAUAUGCUAUUGUUUCUCCUGGCAAUUCCUUCGGAUAUCUGGGAGGUGGAUUUGAUUUUGCAUUAUACAAUUAUUUUGGGGGCAAACCAUUCGAGAAGUGGUUCCGAAAUCAAUUAGGCGGUAGAUAUCAUACUGUCGGUUCAGCCACAGUGGUGGAUCUGUCGCUUUGUAAUGAAGAAGAAACUUUGCGGAAGAGAGAUGGAAUAAGAUACAUAAUACAUUGUCCGACAGUAGUGGCACCCGUACGCCCCAUAUUUGAUCCCAAUAACCCCAUUAAAACUGGUAUUGAACCUGUGUUCAAUGCAAUGUGGAAUGCCUUGAUGCAUGCACCAAAUGGAAUUGAUGGAUUAAUUAUCCCUGGACUUUGUACAGGUUAUGCCGGUGUCCCUCCUACCAUAAGCUGCAAGAGUAUGGCUUUUGCUCUUCGCUUGUAUAUUUUGGGGGAUCUGAUAUCUAAAGAGCUGAGGAAUGUAUUGACCAUGUUCUACUUAGGAUAUCCAUUUGGACCAUUCUUUACAGAUGAAUGCAAAGAAGAAUGCCAAAAACUCAAAUUGGAUAUGAAUCAAUUAAGGAAGUUUGACGUUACUGUUGAUUCUAUCGAAUCGAUUCUCCCGAGUAACUUAGAGCAAUUACAAUUUCAGUCAAUUAAAAAAGCAAACGCAGAUAUGAAAAGUCUAUAA
Messenger RNA from Naumovozyma castellii, 888 nucleotides. RefSeq names its product putative ADP-ribose 1''-phosphate phosphatase (gene PDL32). Lineage: Eukaryota; Fungi; Ascomycota; Saccharomycetes; Saccharomycetales; Saccharomycetaceae. The record is from RefSeq and is a predicted model, not a curated record. Bases 1 to 888 code for a protein of 295 amino acids. The transcript has a single exon.